GUCAUAGAGCUUCCUACAAGAACGAAGAAACUUUAUGGCUCGCUUAAACCUCUUAGAAACGUAAGAACAUGCGCAAUGUAUCAUAAUUUGUGCAGUACGGCCAAAAGCUAGGAACGAGCCGCCGCAGUAGCUCUUGCGUUUUGCCACAUGGUUUGAGUCGCUCUAGUUUCCAAGGUAUGUUUGGUUUCGACCUGUGGUUUUGACAGCUACGCGUCAGCGAGAUCACUUGUUCGUUCAUGGUAUGGUGUACUUGUAGAACAACGCAAGUUGGUUCUUUAUUCUAUGACAAAAAAGGAAGCGUUGACUAGAAUAUCUAGUAGACUACAGUCAGCGCUUGUACUCUUGUUGCUUCGUGUAGGUGCUCUGUGGUCGGGUUGUGGCAAACACAUGGUUGUGGUCAGCGACAUCAUUUAGAUCAUUUUGAUGUUUUAUACUAGAGUAGGCUUUCAAAUCAGUAAUUCCUUUGUUUUUAUACACCGAAUCUAACCACCCGAUUCAUGGCCAUUCCCCCACUGUAGAUAUGCGCCACAACCACGCGGAUCAACAACUAUGCUAAAGAGGCUACCAGCUCGCUCGUGUCUAUAUAACAUCGUGCUUGUGAUUGUGACAAGGCACUAAACGAACAGUCCUCCAAGCGUGUCUUCUCUCUGAAAUAUGUGAUUUGGUGCCGGUUUCCGGUUGUGCUACCGGUGGCGUGUCGUCGUGCGCGAGUUUGCUCAAACAACCUUUCACGACUCGAGUGGCAAUACAACGACAGUCGCACCAUGCCAAAGGAAGACUCCGAACCUCCGCGCUGCGCCGUGUGCGGCCUCCGGCGCGCUCCGAACGCCGCGCUGCUCCCGUUCCCCGACCGGCAGUACUCGAAGCUGUACAGUGCCUGGCUCGACUUCGUGCGCCGCUGCCCCGGCAAGGGCAACUGGCAGCCCGACAGUCGCACGGGCUUCGUCUGCUCGUUGCACUUCACCUCCAACUGGCUCAGGCGCUCUAGGGGCUCCGCUCACCGCACCAAGCUGCUGCUCCUCAACCCGUGCGCGGUGCCCACGCUCUACCCGAGCCCGGAGCAACGCCGCCGCAUCGCCGAGGCCAACAACAGCAGCGCUGCGGCUGCACAGGUGGCUAAGGGGCCGAAUUUGCCGAGCUUCCCGUUCGUUCCUUCGAAUGCCAAGCACUACAAACCGGUAGGCACGCACGACCCGAAUCAGCUCUCGGUCGAUGAUGGUGAAGGCUACUCUGGCAUCUGGGACUGGAAGCCAGACAACUGCCUAACGAUUGACGGCUGCCACACAAAGCCGACAGACCUCCCCACGUUGCACCCGAGCAAGGUACAUGGCUUCAUUGCCGUCACCAAUAGCAGAAGCGCUGUGGAUGCCGAGGCACACUCCGAUUCCGAGGAAACUGUGGACAGCGCAGACAGCCCGGGUGCACAGAGUCUUCCAGAUACAGAGCAAUCAACGCAAAGUUUGCUGCCCGAGGCAUCCACACAGUGUGCCAUUAGCACAGCCACCAAGUUUACCUGGCGCACGGUCAGAAUCAUGUCGAGGUGGACACAGUAUGACGUGGAGAAAGUGUCCCAGGGCACACAGGCUUCUGGUCCAGACUUUGAUGAUGACGACGUGCUGAAGAUGCGACGUGGAGGUGUGUUCCGCAUUUUUGUUUUUGUACGACGCAUAGUUGGGACCCGACGUAUGCUGUCUGAGGGCGCAAAUGCAAUGGGGGGAGCCGCUUGGAAUACCAUGGGAGCCGCAGGAUUUUCCAGACCUCGGCAGGGUGUUCUGACUCGGCUUGCUGAGGACCUCGUGAAGGACGUGAAGAAGACGCUAAACUCAACAAAAAUGUCACGUGAAUGCCAAGUGAUGACAUCCAGCGACGAAUCCAGUGAUGACAGCGAGGAUGAAGAAACUACGUGCGAAUAUUGCUCGCUCAAGCAAGAUGGUUCGGGUGCCACAGUUGCGGGAAAUGCCGCCAGCGAAGCGUGUCACUGUAGCUCGUCUUCGGGCACGCGGGAGAGGGUCUAUAAGUGUGCCCUAUGCGCAUACAAGUGCAUAGACAAGGAACAUUUGGUGGUGCACAUGAGUCGGCACACCGCGUGUAGGCGGCCGUACAAGUGCGAAAAGUGCAGCUGCACCUUUUCGAGGCAAUCGCGCCUGAUGCUGCAUAUGCGUACCCACCAAGAACCGCGAGGCACAACCGACACAAGCCAGCAGGAAGAGUUCAAGUGCGACUCGUGCUCGGAAGCAUUCGCCAGCCUCGGCGAGCUGCUGGAGCACGUAAACAUCCACGAAAACCCGGUCAGGUGUCCGCUGUGCCCGCGCACGUUCACGGACGAAGCGCGCAUGAAGGCUCAUUUGUGCCAGCACACUGGCGAGAAGCCGUUUCAGUGCGAGACCUGCUCGCGCGGUUUCGAAAGCCACGUCCACCUCAUCCAGCACAUGGUCAACCACGAGAAGAGGUUCCAGUGCGCUGUCUGCCCUCGCGUAUUCAGCAGCAAGGCUGGCCUCCUGCACCACAUGCGACAGCACGCGGGCGAGAAGCCGUACAAGUGUCGGGCCUGCAUGCGCACGUUUGCCUACCAGGCGAGCCUCAAGAGGCACACGCGUCGCCACCAGAACGUCGUUCAGGCUGCCCGCCGGCUUGGUGUGACGGGCCAAGGAACGCGCACCGUCGGCCGGACAAAUUGCCCUUCGAGUGCCUGCGGACGUUCGUCAGACGUUUCGUCUGCAACCAAGUGACGGGACGGGAGAACCAGGGUGGCCAUAUGUGGGUCAGACAUUCCACAGUGAUAAAGUGUAUAGCCCAAUUAACGUCGGCACAUGGGCACAACAAUUAUAGAAUGAAUUGCUGCAUGUCUGUCAAUCGUUCCUUCUUAUCGUGUCCAGGUGUUGCGCUACACUUCAUCCCAAUUAAAAAAAAGACGGCAAAGCUUGCACUAGGCUGUGCAAAGCUCGAGACACAGCAAGCUGGCCGAUUGAUUGCGUCAUAACCUAAGAGAUACCUGGCAUAACCAAGAUCAACUCAGGCAUAGCCAAGGCCGAACCUACACUCUUGGCAAAUACCGGCUUAAAACAAUGCAUAUAGGGCAGAAAGUAGAUCAAAAUUUCGACGCUUAAAAAUGGCUCACUGUAAGCAGCCUACUGCAUAUGCGGCCUAUUUUAUGCGGCUCUUGCAUAUGCGGCCCGCAUUUAAACGGCCCAUAGUAGGGCUGCUUGGCAGACAGCACCCAUAACCCCAAAUUUUUAUGCGGUAUUUCACAUCGAAUCUGUCCGGCUUACUAAGGGGCUCAAAAUUAUGCGGCCCAAUGGGUAUUUUUUUUUAAUAAAAAAAUAAUUUAUUUAAGGACAGAUGCUGUGCAGAGUGCUUUUGCGCGCUGUUUCAUACACAUAGCAUAGAGCCAUCUUAUAGCAAAUUGAUAACACACAGCACACAAGCAUGGCAACACACAUCACACAAACAUAGGAACACUGGGAAUUGAACCCGGGUAUGCCGCGUGAGAACCCAACAUGCUAACUACUACACCACCUCACUACGCUGUCACGGAGGGCUCGCAUAGCUAUUUGUAGAUACAUUUGUGUUUCCGAGGCUGUCAUUUUAUGUCGAUCAUUCACCGUCGGCGAUCGUGCGUGGUAUACAUAUAGUUUGUGUAGCUGUUACCGAUGCUUAGGUGGUUGGUGAUAGUAGAUGUAUUUAAAUGAGUAGCAGUAUACGAAUAGCGCUUUCGACAGCUGUCAUGUGGGGUGGAAAGGCUAAACGGGGUAGGAUAAUGGAGCAUGGGAGCUGCACGAAAAGAAAAACUGCUUCGCCAAGCCAAUGUUGUUCUUCGGUGUUUUCUCUUUAUUCGCUAUGAUGCGGCUGCAGUCACUGUUUAGCCGGGAACUUGGCUUUGUCUGAGAAACUUUCAACCUCGUUCAGAAGGUUCAGUUAAAACUGAUUCGCGCUGUUGUGCUGCCUUGACGGUAUAACGGCAAUACGGCUCCGAUAUUCUAAGACGUCGAAUAAGCGGGUGGGAUUCUACCGGCCCGUCUAAGUUUGUUGAACCGACAAAUAUUUCCAUUCACCUCCGCUGGCCUCAACAGGGCUGCCCUGUCCGACAGACUUGCAUAUAUAGCUUUUGGGACUAUCAAGAAGAAUGUUCUCGGAACCGAUCCUAUUAUGCUGCUCCGUUGUAGUUAAUGAUUCAGUGUUUAUUUUGAAGCAGCAAGGCGUGUCGGUAUCUCUGCCCGUGAGCCUACCAUAACAGCAUUGAAAAUAUCAGUAGCUUCUCUGCUUUGCACACGCUAGCUUGUUUUCACCUCUUCACCUGAUCUUUGUGGGUGCCCCAUGCUGCGUGUCUUGCACGGUACAGAAUUGGCCGCAGUACCAAAAGUAUGCGUUUCGGGCGGCGCACGCAGACGAAGUGCGAACGUGAGCUCAACGUAAACAUGUCGUCGUCAUUAUUCCGUUGCGAUUAUUGGUGCAAAAGCAUCAAAUGGCCCAUUGAGCAAAAAGGCCGGCGUCUGUCGUCCCGGCGAAAUGGCAUCUAAAUUCUCAUUGGCUGGAACGCCACGUCACAAACGCCCCUCGACGAAGUAGAGUGGGCGAAAGGGAGCAUCUGUUCUAGCGCUAGCGCCAGGUAUUGCGGGAGGGGAGAGGGCAUCGCCGCAACGCCACGUCAUCCUCACUCUCACAAGCCAGCGCGCGGUCCAUAUCUCGAUCUCUUUCUCACCCUCACUGGGCUUAGCUGCUGCGCGCGCCUGCUGGCCUUGAUGAUCGCUGCUGCUUCCUCGGUCUCUCGACACGCAGGACGUUGGUGGCGUGCAGCAUUGGCAUCACAGGCUGCUGCUGCUUGCUGGCUCGAGCAGCACAUACCAUAUGGUACAUUACUCGCAGGGCAAAAUUCGAAGGACAGCUCAGUGACGUUCAAUUGGACAUUAAUGCUUUCGCAAUCACAACUUGUGUAAGAAGUGCUUAGUUGUCCUCGAACGCGUCAUCGUUCACUGUCACCGAUCACUGUCUUCACUCUGUGGGCGGCAUUGUGUUGUCAUUCGUCGUAAUGUAACGCCGUCGACACAGCCUUCAUGCCGUGUCGUAGAUCACGCAGUCGUCGUCAUGCAUGCAGUCGUCAUCCCACGGUCAUUAUGCCUCAGUCGUCGUGACUCCAGAAUUGGGAUCCCAUCGUCGAUCAUGCCAUUAUUGUCACACUGGCAUCAUCAUACUGUAGUCGGCAUCUGACAGAUCAAUUACCCAGAUCAGCAUUCCCUUUUAAGCUUCUAGAACAGAUUGCAUGUGGUGACGUACCGCAGUAAUAUUGUAAGAGACACUCGGGCAGAGUAAUUGCUGGCCUUGAUCACCAGGCCAAGCCUCCCUGCUGCUACAACCCACCACCACCUCACUUAUUUUAAAUUCCGCAGUAAUCCUUAAUUGAGUCACAAACUUCUUCAGCAAAUGUCAACAUGGUUGCCAUAAGCACCUUCUCUCUCAUGCAAAACACAACUACUAUUGUCAUGUUCACUAACUUUAUCUCCACUCUUGAACUUGGUUCUUGCGUUGAAUGUAUCCUUUUUGCUUUUGGACGUCUGAUACUUUGUGCCACUGACUCCUCCUGAAGUUAAGCGAAAUUAACAUUGAUCCACAUGCACUUACUAAAAUGCACUGAAUGCUUUCUUCUUGACCAAGCACAAUUUGUAUAUGUUUACUACUCCAAUUCACAAAUCUUUCUUUUAUAACUUCUGGCAUGCCAUUAUGCUGAUUGUUUAGGCCCCUGCUUUUUCUUAUUUUAGACCUCCCAAACAACUUAACAUCUACCAUUUAUUAAGCUUUCUGUUGAUGACUGUGUGUUUUUUCGUGAAACAACCAAACCCUGGCAGUUCCAUUUCACUUCUAACAGAAUCUCUUUUUAACUAGUGAUGACUCUCUCGGGAAGUGUCAUCACUAGUCAAAAACGUAACAUCAGCAAAGGUAAAAUGAAGAGAUUUUCACAUUAUAGCUAGUGCUUUUAGUACAUUUACCCACAUAAGUAACAACUCUGCUCUAAGUCUGUCACCUUGUACAUAGGUAUUCACAUUACUAAUAAUGUCACCAGGCAAAUGCACAUCAAUUGCACACCGAACACUUGGAUUUUUGUGUUGCAAGUUUCUUGGGCUCCUGCUACCCUUAAAAUUAUGCUAUGUGAAAUGCUUGCAAGAUUAAAAAUGGUGUAUGCUUCAUCAAUAUGGAAUAUACAUACAAAAAACACAACUCUCAUAUUUACUUGAAGCCAUACACAUCCAACCAGUAAAUUUUAUUGUAGCUGCUUAUUCCCGUACUGCAAGCAUAUCAGCAAUUAAAACUUGCCUUGAUCGGCCAGACUUGCCAACAAGAAAACUUACCCAUUUAUUUCACAUAUUAUGAAUUGAAAUUUAAUCUGUUUUUAUUGCCUCCUUGUAUCUCAUUGAGAAUGAAUCACCACCUAAAGGUACAGCUAGUGCCAACUUGCCAAAUCAAUCUUUACUUUUCCUGUCAAAGACACCCUCAGAAUAUACAUCUGCACUACACUCAAUAAGACGGAAAAUUGGGCAAGUUGGUGAAGCUUCAUGGUAGCUAUAUACAGCGGGACAAGCAUGGACAAAAGGAAUAGAAGGGGACACAGUACAACGCUGCAUGACUGACAACUGAAGUUUAUUGGAAGAAAACAACCA
Messenger RNA from Dermacentor silvarum, 6650 nucleotides. Its product is annotated as zinc finger protein ZFP2. The record is from RefSeq and is a predicted model, not a curated record. The transcript has 6 exons. The coding region runs from base 765 to 2729 and encodes 654 amino acids. Lineage: Eukaryota; Metazoa; Arthropoda; Arachnida; Ixodida; Ixodidae. Gene Ontology annotation, biological process: regulation of transcription by RNA polymerase II. Gene Ontology annotation, molecular function: DNA-binding transcription factor activity, RNA polymerase II-specific; RNA polymerase II cis-regulatory region sequence-specific DNA binding.